AUGUACCUCAAACAAGAUAACGACCUGCCGAUGCCUUCGAGCCUCUCCAAGCCCAGGUCCAAGUCCAAGUCCAAGAUGGGGUUUCCCGCGUCCUCACCGCGCAGGCUAUCGUUCGCCAUAUUUGUUGUUCUGGCAACGUUUCUGGCAGUGGCCUUCUUCAAGCCGACACGAUUUGGCGGAUGUGAUGUGUCGUUCUUGUCAAAAGCCGGAGUUUGUCUGGCAACAGUCUGGAAUUUAUUCUAUCAUUUGGGCGGCAAUGGGCCCUGGAUACCACGGGCUGACGGCGUUGCCUAUUCUGAUGCAUUACUUCCAGAGGGAUGUUCGGUGGACCAAGCGCAUAUGUUGUCGCGGCAUGCAGAGCGAUAUCCCACCAGGAAUGCUGGUGCCCGACAUAUCGAACUCCUAGAACGGCUCCAAAAUCCCAAAGUUGAACUCAAGGGACCACUGUCCUUCCUCAAAAGUUGGGAAUAUUUCACCGAUCCUGCGGACCCUUCCUUCGAAAACUUGACCGCCACUGGGCCCUACGCCGGGACAUUGCAAGCCUUCAAUACUGGAAGGACUCUGCGACAGCGUUACGAUCACCUAAUCCCCCAAGACCGACCAACAAGAAUCUGGUCGUGCGGUGCCUCGAGGGAUAUUUUAACAGCCGAAUACUUCGCCAGUGGCUUCUUCGGUCCCGAUUGGCUCUCACAGGGCACAGCCGAGCUUGAAGUGAUUCCCGAAGACGAAGGCCGGGGCGGGGAUACACUGACUCCUGGAGACACUUGUUACGAAUAUGUUACAGAUGGCGAAUAUGGCCACGAUCACGGAUACCAAAAGCUGGAAGAAUGGCAAAGAGUGUUCACCAGGCCCAUUGCCAAACGACUCUCACAACAUGCCCAAGGACUAGAUUUUAGUUACCUGGACGUCUUCAACAUGAUGGAGAUGUGUGGCUUCGAGAUUCUCGCCAGAGGCUCCAGUCCUUGGUGCAACAUCUUCACGCAUGAAGAGUGGUCUCACUUUGAGUACGCACGAGACCUCCUUCAUUUCUAUCGAGCCGGACCAGGCAACGCCUAUGCCGGAGUCAUGGGUACGCUUUGGCUAGACGCUACGCGCAAUCUCAUGAUGAAUGAUUCUUCGAAGGAUGUCUACUUCAGCUUCGUGCACGACGGGGACAUUGUGCCGGUCCUGGCCACGUUGCAGAUACUCAAUGAACGUGAUGGUGCGCCAAAGCUGCCUAGCCAUCGAAUCAAAGCAGACCGACGGUGGAAGACGAGUGACGUGGUGCCCAUGGGUGGGAGACUGAUAUUCGAGCGUAUCGCCUGUGAUGCAAAGUCAAAGGGCGGUCAGGGGGCGUAUUUUGUGAGGCUCUUCAUCAACGAUGGCCUCGUGAAGUUCCCCGAGCUGCCGACAGUCAAGAACCUCAAGCAUGCUGUCCGCCUGAAGGACUUCCACGACUUCAUUGCUUCGAGGAAAGAAUUGUUUGGGGAUUUCCGGCAGAUCUGUAACAUAUCCGAGGAGGCGCCCGACAGGAUUACCUUUUUACAUCAGUAA
Messenger RNA from Exophiala dermatitidis NIH/UT8656, 1533 nucleotides. RefSeq names its product 3-phytase phyB. Gene Ontology annotation, molecular function: acid phosphatase activity. The record is from RefSeq and is a predicted model, not a curated record. The transcript is spliced from 2 exons. The coding region runs from base 1 to 1533 and encodes 510 amino acids. NCBI's taxonomy places the organism in Eukaryota, Fungi, Ascomycota, Eurotiomycetes, Chaetothyriales, Herpotrichiellaceae. Gene Ontology annotation, cellular component: fungal-type cell wall.